CCACCUCUUGGGAAGGGUGAAGUCCAGAAAACCAACAGACCAAACGCCACCCACUAGAGAGAGAAAUACUCUGAAAGAGGUUUUAGAGAGAGAAAGACUCUGUAAAAGAGGGUUUUUCAGGGAAGAAGAGAUUGAGAAGAUUUAUGUCUGCUAAGUCAGAUUUGGUAGUGUUUGGGGCUCCUUCAUUGAAGCUCUCUUAUCAAUUUUACUCACUUUUUUUUGCUCACUUUAUGCAAUUUCUUCUCUGCUGUUCAUCUCAGCAGAGUUCUAUACCCGGAUUUUCACCCGUUUCGAUGCGUUUGAGGCCCAAAAGGACUUGUUCUGGAGUAGAGUGUUUUGGGGGUUUUCACAUAAAAAGAUUCAUAGAUUUAUUCAUCUUUUUAAGAGUGUCUCUCACUUGAUUUUUGCCUAAUUUACUUCCACCUUUUUUACAUAAAUCUUUAUUUUCUUAAAAAUUCUUUGAAUCCUAAAAAUUUUCUGGGUUUUUGGAGUUUGAUCUUAACCCAGAAGAAAUGGCUGACCUUCAGAAUCCAAUGUUGACUCAGAAAUUGUUUUACAGCAAACCCAAAACACUGAAAAAAGUCCGAAUUUAUUGCCUUGAUCCGGAUAUGACUGAUUCUUCAUCUGAUGAUGAGAGUGAAAACAGGAGAAAAAGACCAUCUGGGUCUAAAAAACGGAUAGUCCAAGAGAUUAUCCUGCCCGUAAAUUCGGGUUUUAACAACCCGGUUGCCGAAACUGAGAGUUCUUGCCAAGAUGAUAACAACAAUGGUUGUAAGAGGAAAAGAAAGUCGUCUGAUAAAACCUCUACCACUCGAAAACCCGCUUCAUCGAAGUAUAAGGGUGUGAGGCAGAGGAAAUGGGGGAAAUGGGCAGCGGAGAUUCGAGACCCAAUUCGAGGGGCUCGAAUCUGGUUGGGGACUUACAAUACUGCUGAAGAAGCUGCACUGGCUUAUGAACAAAAGAGGAUUGAAUUUCAAAUUCUGAUAGCUGAGAAAAGCCAGAAUGCUUCUUGUUCUGCUGCUACUGCAGUGCAAAACCCUGCUGUUUCUGAGGAUUCGGAGAGUGUUGUAUCGCAUAACUCUCCUGCCUCAGUGCUCGAAAUCGAUACCUCUGCAUCGCAGAUGAAAUUAACCAGCAAUGUUGACAGUACAGUUGAUAUUGAAAUUGGAAAGAGCAAAUGUGUUGAGUCUGUUGGCAUUAAGGAGUCUGAUGACAUUGUUCCUGUAAUGAGCUCAAUCGAAGAGGAAUUCCAACGCAGUGAUUUCGACUUACAAAUGGAGCUCGAUUCGUCCCUCAUGUUUAAUGAUUUUGGUGAUAUCUUUGCAGACUUUGAUGCAUUCAAUGGCCUUGAAGUUCAUGGGUUCGAUUCCCUCGAGCCAUCUGAUCUACCUGGGUUCGAGUUCGAUUUUAACUUGAGUAACGAGGAAUUUGCCUGGAUUGAAGAACCCCGGAACGUUGCUGCAGCAGCAACAGCAGCUGCAGCAGCCACUAAGUUUUGUAGCGAGUAAUUAAUUAGUAGUAGUAACUAGUAGAGAUAGUACUAGCUAAUCUAUAGAAGAACUACUUCGUAUUAUAUAGGGAAGUAAGCAGUUUUGAUAAACAGAUCUUAAGAGAUUGAAUGAAAACAUACUCUUAAGAUCUGGUUUUUUGUUUAAUUUUCAAGUUUUCGAGUUUAAAUCUUGUUAUUGAGUGAGUAUCAAAGAUGUAAGUGAGCAAGGAAUGAGCUUCUUUUUUGAUGUAAAAGUGGGAGAUGAAUUCAAUGGGUUUUCCUGUGCUGUUAGAGCAGUCCAUUGUUGUUCAUCUUCCUCUAGGAAACAAACAAUGCUUACCAUCCAUAAAAAUGUUAUUAUCAUAUAAUGCUCAUUUUCAGUAUCUUAUUAUAUGCAUGAAUAAUAAUAAGCAAGUUUGAAUUUA
Messenger RNA from Chenopodium quinoa (quinoa), 1914 nucleotides. Its product is annotated as ethylene-responsive transcription factor ERF118-like. Gene Ontology annotation, biological process: regulation of DNA-templated transcription. The record is from RefSeq and is a predicted model, not a curated record. The coding region runs from base 513 to 1508 and encodes 331 amino acids. Lineage: Eukaryota; Viridiplantae; Streptophyta; Magnoliopsida; Caryophyllales; Amaranthaceae. The transcript is spliced from 3 exons. Gene Ontology annotation, molecular function: DNA-binding transcription factor activity; DNA binding.